UUAAAUUUGUAUCUAUCAAUAAAAAUCAAACAGUGUAUAAUUAACACAUGAAAAAUUAAUUCACAAAAAUUUAAAAUUAACUCACUAAAAUAACAAAAAAACUAAAUUUUUAACACUAUAUAAACCCCCUAAUAGUCGGCACUGCAUUUUUUUCUUCAAAAGUCAUCUUUGGCGACGACUCGUGAUAACUGAUGAUACUGAUAAUACGCUAGAGGUAAUAAAAAAUGCGUUAUAACUAUACAGCGUAUCCCAAGUUUUAGGGCCGGCUCAAAAACAAAUAUUUCUAAUUGAUUAAAAAAAAAAAUUUUUGCUAGAGCAAACGAUAGAGGAUUAUACAGACUUCAAUUGAGUGCUUUGAUAUUAUUCAAAAUUUUUAGCAUAUGACAGUGAGAUCAUAAAAACCAAAUUUGAAAAAAAAAUACUUAAUUGGAAUAAUUUCUACAUAAAAAUUCCUUGAUUUUUUUCUAGUAAUAAUUGUGAAAAUAAAAUAAUGCAAAAGUUGAUAGGUUUUGAGUAAUUAACAUUUUAAUAUUGAAAAUCUGAAAGUUAAUAAUUUAUGGUUGGGUUUGUGGUAAUUGGUGAUCAGGCCAGAAUUUCUUAACAAAAGAACGUAAUAUUAAACUUACCUUUUGUAGAACCAGAAAAUGUUGAUAAAACGUAUAUAGUCUUUAAACAUCCACUUCUUAAAAAUUUAUACUAAAUACUUAAAAAAAAUACGUCUUUACCUCUUACAGUCUACAAGAGAUACUGUAAAAAUAAAUUUACAAAUUUCGAACAGCUAAAUAUGAGUGGUCAACAUUACCAAGAAAUAUUAUUUUAAAGUACUCCUAUGAAAUCCUGAUUUUGGGAUUUUUAGUUUUUUAGUAAACAGAGUCAUGCUGUUCUCUCUUAUUUGUAGAAGUACUAUAAGAGUAAAUUCUCAUGAAAGUAGUGCAAUACUGCGAAUUCCGUAUAGGAUUAUGCUACGGUUUUUUUAAUGGUAAUUACUCGUAAAGACGAACUGUGCAAAAUCGUGCAAAAUUUAAUGAUUUUAUUGGUAUAAAAAUUAUGCGUUUACGCUAAAUUGGGGGUGCUGAAAUUAGUAAUUGUGCAAAAUUUAAUAAAAAGUGUGCAAAACAUAAAAAAUUAUGGUAUUAUUUAUAUUUAAGAAUCCUUAAGUGGGGGUGCUAACUUCACUGACCCGCAAUAAAUGAUAGAAAAUAUUAAGGUUAAGGCUUGAAGUAACUCAGAUCAAAUGAAUUCUAAUGUGAUAAUUGUUGUUAGUGUGAUAAAAUUGCAAUUUCUCAAAAAUGAGUAUUAUAUGCUGUUGUUUCAGAUUUGUUAUUAUAUUUUUUUAAUGUAAAGUCUUUUGUAACCAAUAAAGUUUGAAAAACCUCAAUUAAUGUGGGGUAAGGUCAAGUUUAGUGUCCUUACUGUCCUGGUACGGGAUCGCGUGCGCCCUUGCCACAAGAUAAAAUAUUUGCGGAUGUUUUAUAUCGACUAAUAUAACAAAAUUCUCCAAGUCGAAUUCCACCCCUAGUGGCUUUGUUUCACUGAAUUUUCUUGUGUUUGAGAUAACGAAGUGAUUAAUUGAAAUAGGUGCACACGCAAAGUUUUGAUUAAAACCCGCAAUUCGAUUGAUUCAAGUGUUGCAUUCACCCUUUCGUGCGCCAGGUAAUUACAUCGCACAUACAUUAUGUGUUGCGUUGCUGGUUAAACCACCGCAAAAUCGCUUGGAGUUUUUUGAAAUUGUCAAAAAUGUCGUUUCGAACUGAGGAAUACUACAAGAGAUUUAUCGAGUUGCAAGAAAAACUCCGCAAAAGCGAGGAGGAACGCCUCAAACUUGAAAUGAAAUUUAACGAAAUGGUUCAAGUUACACGAGAGGAGGAGCAAAUGCAUUAUCGGAAAUUGAGGGCUAAAUACACGCGGUUUUUGGAGGAAGACAGGCGGAGACAGGAACGAAAUGAGCGCAUUUUACGGAGUUUGGAAAGGAUCGAAAGUCGGGUUGCGAUGCUAGUGGCAAAAACUGAACGAUUUAAGUUGUUGAGACAGCAGUACCAACAUUUCUUGGACCGUAUUUAUCGCACAAAACAGGAGAAAUUUGAAAUUGAGAAGCCGAAAACUGAUGAUAUUGUGCAAAGUUAUAUUCAGAAUUUGUCGUCGAAUAAAUUGAGGGAAAUGUUGAGGAAAGAGGAGAGGUUGGAUUCGGAAUUUUACCCUUUUGAGGGAGACUCUAGACCGAAUUAUGCAAAUUCUAUUGCUGAUGAUAUCAUGAGCUCGAUUUAUAGUAAACCUAGUAAAGGGGACGAUUCGAAACGGCUCUCCAGGGAGUUUAAUAAUAAUAUUUGGAGUUUGUAUGGUGUGAAAGAACCCGAAUUUGCAAAUAAUGCUAAGAGUAGUACUGAUGAUGGAUCUGAUAUUGAUGAAAUUCCAUACAAGAGUGGUGUUAGUGACGCAGUGAAAAAUUUUGUUAGAAUGGGAAAAAGAGACAGUUUGGUUGAACAACAAACGAAAAUUGGUGAUUCGGUGCCGCGAGAAGAAACUGAACAAAAAAUAUCACUUGAAGAAAUUGAAGAAAACAUUAAGAAAGCGAAUAUGAUUGAUCAUUUUGAAAGUCCAAGAGAAAAAGAAGAUGUUUCAAAGUCCACAAGUAAAUCAAGUAGUCAUCUUCAACCCGAACAACAACAAGAAGAAAUUGACAAAGUUGAUCAAAUUGAUCAAGUUCGACCUGAACAACAAAACUAUGAACAAAGAGAGGAAAUUGUUGAAGAGAAAGAACCAGUACAAGUCGUUGAAAAUGAACCAAAACAGUCUGUUGUUGAUGAAAGUAAACAACAAUACGAUAAUGAACAACCUAUUCAAGCAAUUCUUGAACAACACUAUACUGAUCAAGGUCAGUUUGAUCAGCAACAAGAACAACAGUAUGUCGAUAAAGAACUUGAACUUGAAAAACAGCAGGACGAAAAUAGUUCUUAUCCAGUAGCUGAACAACAAUAUGAUGAAAGUGGGCAACCAAUCCCAACACAACAGUAUGACGAUCAAGACCCUUUUGUACAACAAUACGAAAAUGGUCAAGAUAUUCAAGAACAACAGUAUAAUGAAGGUGGACAACAAUAUGGUGACCAAGGACAAUUUAUGCAACAAUAUGACGAGAAUGGACAACCUGUAGAACAGUACUAUGAAAGUGGACAACCCAUUCAACAAUAUGAUACAAAUGGACAACUUAUACAACAAAACAAUGAACAAGGUCAGUUUGUGCAACAGUAUGGUGACAGUGGACAACCUGUACAACAGUACGAUGAAAAUGGACAACUUAUACAACAAUAUGAURMAAAUGGACAACUUAUACAACAAAACAAUGAWCAAGGUCAGUUUGUGCAACAGUACGGUGACAGUGGACAACCUGUACAACAGUACGAUGAAAAUGGACAACUUAUACAACAAUAUGAUGAAAAUGGACAACUUAUACAACAAAACAAUGAUCAAGGUCAGUUUGUGCAACAGUAUGGUGACAGUGGACAACCUAUUCAACAAUAUGAUGAAAAUGGACAACUUAUACAAGAAAGCAAUGAACAAGGUCAGUCUGUGCAACAAUACGAUGAGAGUGGACAACCUGUACAACAGUACGAUGAACAUGGACAACUUAUACAACACAACAAUGACCAAGGUCAGUUUAUACAACAAUACGAUGAGAGUGGACAACAGUAUGAUGAAUCCGGCCAGCCUUUGGAACAACCUAUUCAACAGUACGAUGAACAAUAUGGACAACAGUACGAUCAACACGGUCAAUAUCUCCAGCAAUAUGACGAAAGUGGACAACCUAUUCAACAGUACGAUGAAAAUGGACAACCUGUUCAACAAUACGACGAAACUGGACAAUAUAUGCAACAGUAUGAUGAAAACGGACAACCGAUACAACAGUAUGAUGAAAAUGCACAAUACUAUGCCGACCAAAGUAAUGUACAAUAUGGCGAAAACGUUGAACAACAGCAGCCUAUAGAAGAAGCAAAAGGAAACAAUCAGGAUAUUCCAUCAGAAGCGAAAAAAAGUAACAUUUUGGAAUUGUUAGAUACUGACACUGAGAGUGUGAAACAGGAGUCGAAAGUUUCACACGAUAGUGAUUUUGAUUUUAGUAAUGAAUAAAUUUUAGUAGUUUAGUUGUAGAAAUGUAAUGACACUUGAUUUAGGCCUGUGAUUCAUUUCUUUUUUUAAUACAACAC
Tribolium madens (black flour beetle) is the source of this 4199-nucleotide messenger RNA. Its product is annotated as transcription factor SPT20 homolog. Lineage: Eukaryota; Metazoa; Arthropoda; Insecta; Coleoptera; Tenebrionidae. The record is from RefSeq and is a predicted model, not a curated record. The transcript has 3 exons. Bases 1738 to 4122 code for a protein of 794 amino acids.